Molecule: messenger RNA, 1434 nt
Organism: Sphaeramia orbicularis (orbiculate cardinalfish)
Lineage: Eukaryota; Metazoa; Chordata; Actinopteri; Kurtiformes; Apogonidae
Gene: mrpl45
Product: mitochondrial ribosomal protein L45
Exons: 8
Coding region: 5-952 (315 amino acids)
Cellular component (GO): mitochondrion
Source: RefSeq, a predicted model, not a curated record
CAAGAUGGCGAUGCACAUGAGGAGGACGUUGGUGGCCGUUCAGCGGACAGCAUGCAGCACUUUGAAGAGCACUGAGACAUGUCUGGACAUUCGACAACCCAUCCCUUUGUACCUGCCCUUCCGGACCAAGAAGCGGUAUUUCAUCCCUCCGGCGGUGGGGAUGAAGGGGAAGAAGGCGGAGAACAUUGAAGGCCAUAACCGAGCAGCAGGCAUCGUUUUCAGACAGCAGUACUUAGAGAGGCCCAUCAACAUCUCCUGCACUGCGGGAAUCUUUGAUGCCUACAUCCCUCCGGAAGGAGAUGCCCGUCUUUCCUCUCUUUCCAAAGAAGGACUGAAACAACGAACAGAGCAGAUACGACAGAGCGCUUCCUCACAGCUAGCAAUUCGUAAGAUUAAAGAGCAUGACUCAGAGUUCACAACGAAGGAGUUUGCAGAUCGAGCUCAAGAACUCUUUAUUGAGGCUCACAACGCCUUGACACAGUUUAACAGAGAGAAGCUUCAUUCUUUGGUGACAGAAAGGUGUUACCCUGAAAUGACGAGGGGGAACCGCUACAAGACCAUCCGAUGGAGGUUUGUCGAGUCCCUGGAGCCUCCCAGGGUUGUCCAUGCACGCUGCCCCGAUAUGGUGACCAAAGGCAACCUGUACGGUCAGGUGACAAUCCGCAUGCACUCCAGACAGACUCUGGCCAUCUAUGACCGCUUCGGCAGGCUGAUGCUGGGCAGCGAGGACCAGCCGAAGGAUGUGUUGGAAUACAUUGUCAUAGAACGACACCUCGUCAACCCCUAUGGCCGAUGGAGGUUGCACGGAAAAAUAGUGCCAUCCUGGGCUCCUGCCAAAGAUCCAAUUAUUAAGACUGUUAGGAUUCCCGGUCCGGACCUGAAACCAGGAGAAGAAUUUGAUGCUCUUAACUAUGAAGUUCCCAAACCUAAAGCUGUACAGUGGCAUAAAUAAGCCAGCAGGAGGUGCCAUUCUCUUCAGCAGACCACAGCUGGACAUUUCCUGCAUUCAUAGUUGACAUACUGUGUAAAAUGUGGCUAAGUAGUUCACUUCCGCAGAAAAUGAGUCUGUCUCCUAUUGGAUGGAAAAGCAGUGGACGUGACAGGUGAGACUUAAUGAAUGACUGUCCUGAGGCGGGAAAACCUGCUGGAGUCUCUACACUGUAUAUGAAGUAGUACUAUAAUAAUAAUCUUUGUAUACAGACUGAACAAAUGAUCACACAAUGUGAAAUAAAGUUCUGUUCAUUACCUCAUAUCACUGGAUGAAUUAUUUUCUUAAUGUGAUUGUAAAAAUAAUGGAAAAAUGGAAAUAAUCAUACAAGUAUAAUUGUGUAAGUGUACAGAUGUCCACAAAAUGUAAGGUUUAUUUCUCUGAAUACACUGAAUGUUAACCUCAUAAAAUACAAAAAUAGUGUCCCAUCAGUCUCUUUUCACACA